Messenger RNA from Tympanuchus pallidicinctus (lesser prairie-chicken), 4049 nucleotides. RefSeq names its product protein phosphatase 2 regulatory subunit B''gamma (gene PPP2R3C). Gene Ontology annotation, cellular component: centrosome; spindle. Bases 973 to 2154 code for a protein of 393 amino acids. NCBI's taxonomy places the organism in Eukaryota, Metazoa, Chordata, Aves, Galliformes, Phasianidae. The record is from RefSeq and is a predicted model, not a curated record. The transcript is spliced from 12 exons. Gene Ontology annotation, biological process: regulation of dephosphorylation; T cell homeostasis; cortical cytoskeleton organization.
AAAAAGUGUAAUGUCAAAGGGGCAUUUCAGCUCCAGAAGCUGAAGUAAGUUGAGCUCUGAAAGAUGCAGAUUGUUAAGCAUAAUCUGUCUUUGAUGUUGCAUACUUGUGAAUUUCAGCAGUUUCAAAUAAUUACUGAGCAUCUUUGGGUAGAAUAUACAAUAGUUUGCUAUUUGGACCAUAAACUUGGGAGUUUACUAAAGGUAACAAAUCCUGUUUCUCUUUCAGAAAUACUUCUUAACCCUACCCAUAACAGGAGCUUGAAACUAGAUGAUCUCUAAGGUUCCUUCUGAUCUAAGACAUUCUAUGAUUCUUAUUUUCAUGUUUUGAUGUACCAUUGUUACAAAUACCUAUCUCCCUGUUUCUGUAUAUACACAGUAGGCUGCUACUUUGUGGAAAGGGUCAUUGGCCUUGCAGACUAAAGACAGAGCUGUUGCUUGCAUCAUCGUGGUCAGACAACUUAUCUGUGAUAUAAAUCAAAUUGAGAUGGGGGAAUAAAAGCAGAAGUUUGACACCUUUGGUAUUGGUCAGCAGCUGUCUAACCUAAUCAUUCCUUAAUCCUCAGGUUCUGCCAAUAGAGUUCUCAAGUAACUAUGUUUCAGCUGAUGAAUAUACACGCAGCCAUCAUUCUGAUAAUUCUAUACAAUUUUGUGUGUAAACAUCAGCAGAAUCUUCAUGCAAACCAUUCUCCCAUCUGUUUUUCUGACCAAAAUGCAUCUAGUAGAUGUUCACAAUUUGGAGAGUCAGGCUUACCAUGUGUAUGGGAACUGCUGAAUCACGGCCUGAACCUCUGAUGCAUCACCUGGGGCGAGCAAUGAGUCAGCCACAGGAGCACAGGUGAAGGCAAUUCAGCUAUGCUGCGGGAAGGAGUGGAGCCUGGCUCCAUCUCUCCUAGACCCAUUUAAGAGCUGACUACCAGUGGGAAAGGAUCUCUUCUGGAGAUCCCUCCACUGGAGUUUUGUAGCAAGCCUGGGAUGUGGCUGCCAGCUGAAGAUGAAGUCUUGCUUCAGAAGUUAAGAGAAGAAUCUAGGGCAGUCUUUCUGCAAAGAAAAAGUAGAGAGCUAUUGGAUAAUGAAGAGCUUCAGAAUCUAUGGUUUCUACUGGACAAACAUCAGACGUCACCAAUGAUUGGGGAAGAAGCGAUGAUUAAUUAUGAGAACUUCUUGAAAGUUGGUGAAAAAGCUGGACCUAAAUGCAAGCAGUUCUUCACAGCAAAGAUUUUUGCUAAAUUACUCCAUAAUGACCCUUAUGGAAGGAUAUCUAUAAUGCAGUUUUUCAAUUAUGUCAUGCGAAAAGUGUGGCUUCAUCAGACAAGAAUAGGUCUCAGUUUAUAUGAUGUGGCAGGACAGGGCUACCUCAGAGAAUCAGAUUUAGAAAACUACAUUUUAGAACUCAUUCCUACUUUGCCACAACUGGAUGGCUUAGAAAAAUCUUUCUACUCUUUCUAUGUCUGCACAGCAGUUAGGAAGUUUUUCUUCUUUCUGGAUCCUCUCAGAACAGGGAAGAUAAAGAUACAGGACAUCUUAGCUUGCAGUUUCCUGGAUGACUUACUGGAGUUAAGGGAUGAAGAACUUUCUAAAGAAAGUCAGGAAACAAAUUGGUUUUCUGCUCCUUCAGCACUAAGAGUUUAUGGACAGUACUUAAACCUUGAUAAAGAUCACAAUGGCAUGCUCAGUAAAGAAGAGCUGUCCCGAUAUGGAACAGGGACCCUCACCAACAUAUUUCUGGACCGAGUCUUUCAGGAGUGCUUAACUUAUGAUGGAGAAAUGGACUAUAAAACCUACCUGGACUUUGUACUUGCAUUAGAAAACAGAAAGGAGCCUGCAGCUCUGCAAUAUAUUUUCAAACUGCUCGACAUUGAGAACAAAGGAUACCUGAAUGUCUUUUCCCUUAAUUAUUUCUUUAGGGCUAUUCAGGAACAAAUGAAAAUCCAUGGACAAGAACCAGUUUCUUUUCAGGAUGUCAAGGAUGAGAUCUUUGAUAUGGUAAAGCCUAAAGAUCCUUACAGAAUCUCCCUUCAAGAUUUAAUCAAUAGCAGUCAAGGAGACACUGUUACCAGUAUUCUAAUUGAUCUGAAUGGGUUCUGGACAUAUGAGAACAGAGAGGUCCUUGUGGCAAAUGAUAACGACAGCGUUGCUGAUGCUGAUGAUACGUGACUUUCAACAGGAGUAAACUGCAUCCAUUGAGAUCUCUCUUAACUGAUGCAUUCAUUAACUAUUGGAUGCUGGGAACAUUAUUUAAAUUGAUGCCUCUUCCAUUUUUACUGCCCUCCCAUCUUCAUCUUCCUCAGGCAUGUAAGAUAAAACUCAGUAUGUAAAAAUUACUUCUGCAGAUUCUUUGAAGUGAAAAGAGCAGGUCAUGUUUAAGAGGUAACUACGAUCUGUUGUGUUUUUGGUUUUGCUUUUCAAAUAAAUGUUUUCAAAUUUUUUUCCUUAUAAACUGAGCCUUUUUUUAAUUUGAAUUUUCUAGAACGUGCAUUUAUCUUGAAAUUAAGGAUGUAUUUCUUGAGUAUUCUCAGCACUGGCCUGUAUCCACUCAGUCACAGUGUUCUGCAUGGCUUUGUCUAAUGACAGCACUGUUAAGUAUCCUACUCUAAGGGAGAAAGUCUUCUGUAAGAGGUAAAUAAUAUAGCAUAACCUCCUGUGUAAGUAUUAUAGGAAAUUUAACUUAAUUAUAUAGCUGAGCUACAGCAGUAGUUAAAGAAUGAGUGUUUUACGGAUUUAAUAAAGUCACGUAAGUGUUAUGUAUUUCAGAUGAAAUUAGAAGAGAUACAGGCCAGAUAUGGUUGUAGUCCUGUACUGUUUCACACUUUGAGAUAAUGCUGAAAAUGUGAGUUCAUUAAUACAUACUCCAUGAAGUUGUAAGGAAGGGGUGGUGGUAUGGAGAUGUCUUGAGUGUCAGUGUCUGGAUCUUCUGCCAAGAUGUGUGUGACUCCAGGAAAAUGCAAGCAGUGAACAAGCACUUCACCUGUUUGCAGGCAUAAAAUUUCAGCCACCUCACAGUUCCAAAGGAAAAGGCACAGCCAAUUUUCAGUUCAAAAAUUAUAUUAAAUAUAAAAUAACCAAUUAAUGCAUUUACAGAAAAAUUAAACCAUUAUGAAAGUAACCACUUUCAUACAGUUUGCAAAAAAAAACUUAAUCCUUCAGUUAAGGCACAGUGAGUAAUACAGCAUAUUAUACAAAGAAGUUUAACCCCAAGGCUGUGAGAGGUUUUUCUGGUAUACCAGACAGUAGGGACAGAAGAAAACAAACACAACUGACAUUAAUUUCAUGGCAGAAAAACAAAGCAUCUUUCAACUCUAAAGUUUUCACUAUUAAGCUAAGUGAGGCUUUCUCAUGCCACAGUACAAUAAGAACUCCCGAUAUUUUUCUAUGUAUUCCCCAGGUACUGAUCCAUUCUCUUCCUUGCAGGUGUUCAGGGUGGAAUGAUUUUACACAGCUGUCAGCAACUUCUGUAUUACCAUUCAAAACAAGAGCAUCAAAACAGAUGACUGAAUCUUUCUCAGAAGCUCUGCUGUAGUGUUGAAGGGCAUAUGAGAGUAGAAAGAAUCUGUGUUAUACAGGAUACUAGUUCAGAGAGCCAUCUGAAAUACAUAGCUGAGCUCUGCAAACUAAUGCCCAAGGUUCCCAGCCUGUGCUGUUCCAGCAGGCUCCUUGGUUAGUUAGUAGUGGAAACAAGGCUGGGGAAAUAUGAUGACAUCUAACAGAAAAAUUCACUGAAGGUUCUUGAAAUUUUUGCAUUCUCAAGGACAGAAACAAUUAUUCAAAUGGUUACUACAUAUUAUAAGUUUUCUGCUAAUCUAUCUGUAACUAUUCUGCAAAGGAAGUGAUUGGGACAGUUAGUUAUUUCCCUGCCUGCAGCAGUGAAUCCUGAUUGUCCCAAUGUGAACCAUUCACAUUUUGCAAUUUGGAGCUAGGAUCACAGUCAUUGCAAUAAAUUGCUUUGAUUGGUAAUUGGGUGUAGUUAAAACUGGAGUGAAGCUGCAUUUCACUAAAAAAAGAAUGAGUUGUUUCAAUACUGAAACAAGUUUUUUUUUUUUUUUUUUUUUUUU